GGCUGCUGUUUAACCUGAAACCGGGCGGCGGGCAGCGGCGAUCUUUACCGACCGGAGACGACCGUUUACCGGCGGAUCACAUCCCUCCAGCCGGGCAGAGGCUCCGGAUGGAGCCGCGAGGAUUGUAGAGAUCCACCGGGAGGAUAAACCCCGAGCUCGGCAUCCGCGCGGAGGAGAGAGAGAGAGAGGAGCGUUUCAUGAACGGCGACUGUCCAGUGGAGGCUGCAGACGGCAUGGCGGAGCAGCCGGACCCCGACGAUGCCGCCUCAGAGGAGUCGGAGAGAGACAUCUACAUGCGCUUCAUGAAGUGUCACAAGUGUUACGACAUCAUCCCCACCAGCUCCAAACUGGUGGUGUUCGACACCACGCUGCAGGUGAAGAAGGCGUUCUUUGCUCUGGUGGCGAACGGCGUGAGAGCUGCUCCUCUGUGGGAGAGCAAGAAGCAGAGCUUUGUAG
This is a messenger RNA of Micropterus dolomieu (smallmouth bass), 456 nucleotides long. Its product is annotated as 5'-AMP-activated protein kinase subunit gamma-2-like. NCBI's taxonomy places the organism in Eukaryota, Metazoa, Chordata, Actinopteri, Centrarchiformes, Centrarchidae. The annotation marks the transcript as partial. The record is from RefSeq and is a predicted model, not a curated record. The transcript is spliced from 4 exons.